ACUCUUUAGAUCUCCCUUGAAGAGGGCUGGUAUAUUUGUGCCUGCUGGAGGUGGAAUUAACAGUAAGAAGGAGAAAGGGAUUGAAUGGACUUACAGGAAGGUUUUCAAGUAAAUACAGGGAAACACAUUUACUUGAAUAGUACAACCUUGAGUCUUAUUUUACACUAAGACGACACAAAAGAUGUUAAAGUUAUCACCAAGCUGCCGGACAAAUAUAUAUUCCAACACCAAGGUGCAGAUCAGCAUAGAUCUGUGAUUCAGAAAUCAGGAUUUGUCUUGGAAAGAGCUCAAGGGUUGAGAAGAACUCAAGAGCAAAUGAAGAUAACUUUGGGACUUACAGUUUAUCAGAAGAUCAACUUUCGUUAAUUCAAAUACCAAAGGCCUGAUUGUCAUAAAUUCAUAUAGGAAUGCCUAGGUCAUCUGAUCAAAUAAUAUUAGCCGUCUUCUGCUACAUCAAUGCAGCAAAAACUCUUGACAACUGUGGAUAAUUGGAAAUCUGAGUUUCAGCUUUCUUAGAAAUAACUACUCUUGACAUAUUCCAAAUAUUUAAAAUAGUGCAGGAAAAUCAGUGAGGAUGUUGUGUUCAGAAAUGUCACUGUCAUGAAGAAUAGGUAAAUUUGUUUUUUUCCGCUACUGGGAAAUUGUACCUCCUAGAAACUUUUUUUUUUUUUUUUUUUUUUAAGAGGACAAGAAGGACUAAAAAUACCAACUUUGCUUUUGGACAAAAAUGCAUCUGACUGUAUUUUUACUUAGGGGUAUUGUGGGUUUCCUCUGGAGCUGCUUGGUUCUACUGGGUUAUGCAAAAGGAGGUUUGGGAGACAAUCAUGUUCACUCCAGUUUUAUUUAUAGAAGACUACGGAACCACGAAAGACGGGAAAUACAGAGGGAAAUUCUCUCUAUCUUGGGUUUGCCUCACAGACCCAGACCCUUUUCACCUGGAAAGCAAGCUUCCUCUGCACCUCUCUUUAUGCUGGACCUGUACAAUGCUAUGGCCAAUGAAGAAAACCCUGAAGAGUCUGAGUACUCAGUGAGGGCAUCCCUGGCAGGAGAGACCAGAGGAGCAAGAAAGGGAUACCCAGCCUCUCCCAAUGGGUAUCCUCGUCGCAUACAGUUAUCUCGAACGACUCCCCUGACCACCCAGAGUCCUCCUCUAGCCAGCCUACAUGAUACCAACUUUCUGAAUGAUGCUGACAUGGUCAUGAGCUUUGUCAAUUUAGUUGAAAGGGACAAGGAUUUUUCUCAUCAGCGAAGGCAUUACAAAGAAUUCCGGUUUGAUCUUACUCAAAUUCCUCAUGGAGAAGCAGUGACAGCAGCUGAAUUCCGGAUAUACAAGGACCGGAGCAACAAUCGAUUUGAAAAUGAAACGAUUAAGAUUAGCAUAUAUCAGAUCAUCAAGGAAUACACAAAUAGGGAUGCAGAUCUGUUCUUGUUAGACACAAGAAAGGCCCAAGCUUUAGAUGUGGGUUGGCUUGUCUUUGACAUCACUGUGACCAGCAAUCAUUGGGUGAUUAAUCCACAGAACAAUUUGGGCUUACAGCUCUGUGCAGAAACAGGAGAUGGACGCAGUAUCAACGUCAAGUCGGCUGGUCUUGUGGGAAGACAUGGGCCUCAGUCAAAACAACCGUUCAUGGUGGCUUUCUUCAAGGCUAGUGAGGUGCUUCUUCGAUCUGUGAGAGCAGCCAACAAAAGGAAAAAUCAAAACCGCCAUAAAUCCAGCUCUCAUCAGGAGUCCUCCAGAAUGUCCAGUGUUGGAGAUUAUAAUACAAGCGAGCAAAAACAAGCCUGUAAGAAGCAUGAACUCUAUGUGAGUUUCCGGGAUCUGGGAUGGCAGGACUGGAUUAUAGCACCAGAAGGAUAUGCUGCAUUUUACUGUGAUGGAGAAUGUUCUUUCCCACUCAAUGCCCAUAUGAAUGCCACCAACCAUGCCAUAGUUCAAACUCUGGUUCAUCUGAUGUUUCCUGACCACGUACCAAAACCUUGUUGUGCUCCAACCAAAUUGAACGCCAUCUCUGUGCUGUACUUUGAUGACAGCUCCAAUGUCAUUUUGAAAAAAUACAGAAAUAUGGUAGUGCGUUCAUGUGGCUGCCACUAAUAGUAAAUAAUAAUGGUAAUAAGAAAAAGAUCUGUAUUAAGGUUUAUGACUACAAUAAAAAGUAUACUUUCCGACAAAAGGAGAAUUUC
Rhinolophus ferrumequinum (greater horseshoe bat) is the source of this 2181-nucleotide messenger RNA. RefSeq names its product bone morphogenetic protein 5 (gene BMP5). Bases 728 to 2092 code for a protein of 454 amino acids. Gene Ontology annotation, molecular function: cytokine activity; growth factor activity. Gene Ontology annotation, cellular component: extracellular region. Gene Ontology annotation, biological process: SMAD protein signal transduction. The record is from RefSeq and is a predicted model, not a curated record. The transcript has 7 exons. NCBI's taxonomy places the organism in Eukaryota, Metazoa, Chordata, Mammalia, Chiroptera, Rhinolophidae.